AUGGAAUACGUGAGGCUUGGGAACAGUGGCCUGAAGGUCUCCAAGAUCAUCCUCGGAUGUAUGGCCUUCGGCACCUCUCAAUGGGAAGGCUCACCAUGGGUCCUCGAUGAGGCAGAAGGUCUGGAGUUGCUCAAGGCAGCUUACGAUAACGGUAUCAACACAUGGGACACUGCCGACACCUACUCAAACGGUCAUUCUGAGCUUGUAAUCGGAAAGGCUCUCAAGAAGUUUAACAUCCCUCGACAAAAGGUGGUCAUCUUGUCCAAGAUCUUCAACCCAGUAAUGGACGACAACUCGAGGCCCGCGAGCGUCAACGAUGGUCCUCUAGUCAACCAGAUGGGACUCAGCAGGAAACACGUGUUCCACGCGGUUGAUAAGUGCCUGGAGCGCCUCGGCACCGACUACAUUGAUGUUCUUCAGAUUCACCGUCUUGACCGCGAAACCCCGCCCGAAGAGAUCAUGCGAGCCCUCCACGAAGUCGUUCAGUCCGGUAAAGUCCGUUACAUCGGAGCGUCCUCCAUGUACACAUGGGAGUUCGCCCGUCUGCAGUACAUCGCGAAGUCCAACGGCUGGACCGAGUUCAUUUCAAUGCAGCCGUUUUACAACCUGCUCUACCGCGAGGAGGAGCGCGAGAUGUUGCCAUUCUGCCAAGCGACCGGAGUGGGUGUCAUUCCUUGGUCUCCGAUCGCGCGCGGUAUGCUCGCGAAGCCACUGGCAAAGGACAAUGCGGACAGCACUUCGCUACGUGCACAGACGGACAAGAAGACACAGGCAUGGUUUGCUGAUGCAAACUUGGAUAUUGUAAGCCGCGUGGAGGAGGUUGCGAAGAGGAGGGGCGUCAGCAUGGCACUCGUGUCUACCGCGUGGGUGCUCCAGCAGGGCUGCUACCCAAUCGUUGGGUUGAAUUCCGAGAAGCGGAUUAAGGAGACGGUAGAAGCGCUGAAGUUCAAGUUGACGGAAGAAGAGUGUAAAUACUUGGAGUCCGAGUACAAGGCCAGGGCCAUUCAGGGCAUGUAA
Molecule: messenger RNA, 1017 nt
Organism: Colletotrichum chrysophilum
Lineage: Eukaryota; Fungi; Ascomycota; Sordariomycetes; Glomerellales; Glomerellaceae
Exons: 3
Coding region: 1-1017 (338 amino acids)
Source: RefSeq, a predicted model, not a curated record